Messenger RNA from Paramecium sonneborni, 1823 nucleotides. The record is from the annotation of a GenBank genome assembly. Lineage: Eukaryota; Ciliophora; Oligohymenophorea; Peniculida; Parameciidae.
AUUAAAAUAAAUUAAAAAAAAUGUCUAAAUUCACAAAACCAGCAUAAGGAGCAAAUAAGCUCGUAAAAUCAAACUAAGGAGCUGCAAUAAAAAAGUAAGAGUCCGAUUCUGAUGAAUUGAGUGACGUUCCUCCUCCUCCAAAAAAGCAAUAAUAAAAAGUUCAAGUAGGAACAAAAAUAGCUGGAAAAGCACCAUAAGUAGAUUCAGAUGAAUAAGAUGAGCCAGUUAAGUUGGUUUAGACAGUGAAAAAGGGUAGUUUUGAUGCAACAAAGCCAAACACCACAAAUUAAAAUGUAGGUAAGUAAGGAUAAAAGAAGCCUGUUAAAUAAUAGGAUUCUGAUGAUGAUUCAGAUGAUGUUCCAACCCCUCCAAAGAAAGUAACAGGUCCUGUAAAGACAGUAGCUAAGCCAGUUGUAUAAGGCAAGGCUCCAGUUAAAUAAUAAGUUUAAUAAGAAGAAUCAGAUGAAGAAUCUGAUGAUGUUCCACCACCUCCAAAGAAAGGAGCAGUAGUGGCAACAAAACCAGUAGCUAAGCCAGCUGUUUAAGCUAAGGCACCAGUUAAACAAUAAGUUUAAUAAGAAGAUUCCGAUGAAGAUUCAGAUGAUGAUGUUCCACCUCCACCUAAGAAAGGAGCAGUUGUAGCUACAAAGCCAGUAGCUAAACCAGCUGUUUAAACUAAGGCACCAGUUAAACCUUAAGUUUAAUAAGAAGAAUCUGAUGAAGAAUCUGAUGAUGAUGUUCCACCACCUCCAAAGAAAGGAGCAGUAGUGGCAACAAAACCAGUUGCUAAACCAGCUGUUUAAACUAAGGCACCAGUUAAACAAUAAGUUUAAUAAGAAGAUUCUGAUGAAGACUCUGAUGAUGUUCCUCCUCCACCAAAGAAAUAAGUUUAAUAAACUAAGGCUCCAUAAAAGACAUAAUAGAUUGAAUAAGAAGAUGAAGAUGAAGAUGAUGUUCCUUAACCACCAAAAGGAAAAUAAUAAUAAUAAUAAUAACCAUAAAAAUAAGGUUAAUAAGCUUAAUAAGGAUAAUAAGAUCACGAAGUAUUUGUAAAGGGAUUAUCAUUUGAUGCAACAGAAUAAGAUAUUAAAGAAUUCUUUGGUGAAUGUGGAUCAAUAAAUAGUGUAAAUUUAUUGAAAGGACCAAAUGGAAAUUCAAAAGGAAUUGCAUUUGUUAGAUUUUCUACAGAAGAUGCUUAAAGUGCUGCAGUAGAAUAUAGUGGUUCAGAACAUAUGGGUAGAACAAUAGUAGUUGAGAAGACAAAACCAAGAGAUUAAAGACCAUAAUAAGGUGGUUAAUAAGGAGGUUCAGGUGAGAGUACAACUUGUUUUAUUGGAAAUUUGAGUUUUUAUGCUACUGAAGAUUCUUUAUAUCCAGUUUUUGAAGACUGUGGAAAGAUUAAGGAAGUGAGAAUAGCAAAAGAUGCAGAAGGAAAAGUAUUAUAUUAAAAUAAAUAUUAUAGUCAAGAGGAUUUGGAUAUGUAGAAUUCUUUGAUAAUGGUUCAGCUUAGAAAGGAUUGUCAAAAACAGGAACAGAUGUUGAAGGUAGAGCAAUUAGAGUAGAUCUUGCAAAUUCCUCAUAAAGAAGUGGUGGUGGAAAUAGAGGUGAUAGAGGAGGUUUUGGAAAUAGAGGUGGAUUUGGUGAUAGAGGUGGUUUCGGAGGAAGAGGCCGUGGUGGUGAUAGAGGAGGUAGAGGAUUCUCUAGAGGAGGUAGAGGAAGAGGUGGAAAUUUAGAUGCUAAUGAUAUUGCUGCUAAAAAAGGAACUAUUGCUGGAUUUGCUGGAAAGAAAAUGGCUCUAUGAUAUUAUUAUCAAUCAUAAAUGU